Molecule: messenger RNA, 378 nt
Organism: Aspergillus japonicus CBS 114.51
Lineage: Eukaryota; Fungi; Ascomycota; Eurotiomycetes; Eurotiales; Aspergillaceae
Exons: 2
Source: RefSeq, a predicted model, not a curated record
AUGCCCCUCUACGAAAUUGAACACAGCAUCCCUCUCAACAAGCCGCAGCGCGACGCCCUCGCGCAGGCUAUCACUCACAUCCACACCCGUCAAUUCACCACCCCGAGCCUGUUUGUAAACAUUAAGUUCGUGGACGCCCGAAACCAGCACAACUACAUCGCGGGCAAGGAGAGAAGCAUCAACCGCAUCAUUGCCUACGUCCGCACUGGCGGGUCCCGCACCCAAACCGAUUUCGAAGAGACCACGCUGCGCAUUGCCGAGGCAUGGGACCGGAUUGUCAACGAGGACAAGGCCGCCGGGAAAGAGCAAGAGCUGAGUCGGGUGUUUGUGAUGGGGGCGAUUGUUGCGGGGUUGGAGCAUGGGGUGUUGUUGCCUAAG